GUCUAUCUAUUGUCUUUUGAGAAUCUUUUCAGCUAUGUUGAGGUGGAAGCGGUUGGAAUAUCUGUCCGGCCAUUAGACUGGUGUGCGGAUUUAAUCUCACCUGUGGAUUUAAUCUCACCAACCUUCUUUGCUUCAAAUCACCAGACAAUCAGAUGUUAUAUAAGAUGGCCACUUCAGAUGCAUGAUACAAAAUGUCAACGACUAUUUCAAUCAUUCCCAACUCGACUUACCUCGAAAAUCAUGGAUGACAGUAUUCACAAACGGGAAUCGUCACCCUCUGGUGAACCCAUUUCCGAAUCUAAGCCCAACACACGACAAACUGGCCCCAAUAUUCCAAGAUGGAGGCUUGUUUGUCUAUGUAUCAGUCUUUGUUUCGGUCUUUUCCUUGCACUGCUCGAUACCAGCAUCGUGGCGACAGCUCUAUACACCAUCGGUGUUGAAUUCAAUUCUCUUAACUCUGUUUCAUGGGUAGCCCUCGCAUACACCCUAUCUUAUCUAGGUUGUGCAGUUCUAUUCGCACGAAUUGGUGAUAUUGCUGGUCGAAAGAAUGCAUAUAUUGCAGCCUUCAUCAUAUUCUUUGCCUUCUCAAUUGCAUGCGGAUUUGCGAAAACACUUAAUCAACUUAUUGCAUUCAGAGCUUUGCAAGGAAUCGGUGGCUCGGGUCUUUAUUCUCUGACUAUGGUUAUCUUCCCUGAGAUUAGUCCGCCGGGAAUGAGGAGAUGGAUUGGAAGUUUAGCUGGCGCUGUGGUUGCUAUGAGUGGAGUGCUUGGCCCGGUUAUCGGAGGUAUCAUUACCAGGUACGCAAGCUGGAGAUGGAUAUUCUGGAUAAAUGCACCAAUCGGCAUCGUGCCUUUAAUAUUGUUCUAUCUUGUAUGGCCAAAUGAAACUCAACUCCACCAAUCCAAACGCAGACCCCUUCGACAACUUGACCUUGUCGGGGCGUUUAUCUUAAUUAUCGCUUCUAUCCUUUUCGUCUUCGCAUUCCAAGAAGCAGGCCUCGAGGCAAAUUCUUGGAAUAAACCAUUAUUCCUCAUACCACUAAUAGUAGGAAUAGUCUUUUGGAUAUUACUUUUCUCCUGGGAGUUCACAGUGCAGAGAAAAUGGGAAGAAAAACUCGCAACGAUGUUCCCAUGGAGACUCAUCCAGAACAGAGUCUACAUGUUUGGCUUGGGCACAACUUUACUCAUGGGAUUUCCAUACUUCGUGGUAAUUUAUAGUUUGCCACUACGAUUUCAAGUUGUAAAUGGGAAGAGUCCGUUAGCUGCAGGACUGGGAUUGUUACCUAUGUUAGGAUCGACAGCAGUCGCGAGUUUUCUUGGGGGAAUGCUUAACGGAACGAAAAAUAGAGUAUUCUUUACUCUACUCGCGGGCUCUGGGUUGAGUGCCAUAGGCACUAGUUCGCUGUCUACAUUGUCGAACACCGAAUAUGUGGAAGCUAAGACCUAUGGCUUUUUGGUGUUCGUUGGAUUGGGGUUUGGAUUAACAGUAUCCACGGUAUCGAUGCUAUCAAACUACGAAUCAUCCAUCCGCGACCACGCCGUAGCACAGGGUAUCACAUCGCAAGCGCGCAUUCUAGGCGGCAGCAUAGGAAUAGCAGCCAGUACCGCCAUCCUCAGUUUAGCACAACAAACACAGCUAACUGGCAUCGUAAGUCCGGAACAACUUGCAUCGUUAGAGACUUCGGCAAAGUCAAUGACAUAUGCGCAGCUCCAUGCAGUGAGACAGGCAUAUUCGGAUUCUUUUAGCGAGGAUAUGAAAGUAUGCGCUAUAGUUGCGGGCGUGUGUGUUUUAGUAACAAUAGGCACGUGGAAGAAAAAUCCGGUUACGAUUGAGCAGAGAUUUAGGGAGCAGAUUGAGGAGGAAGUGCAGAGGGCGAAGGGUGAAGCGAUGGUUUCGGAAGAGCCAAAAUCUUGAUUGUUGGAUAUUGUCGAGAUAGACUAAAUAUACUGACAUCAUCUAUUUCUAGAGAGACAAUUUGUCUGUGACGUUGCAUUCCUAGAUUAAUUUAACCACCCAAUUGACUGCA
Botrytis cinerea B05.10 is the source of this 2026-nucleotide messenger RNA. RefSeq lists its product as hypothetical. Bases 178 to 1914 code for a protein of 578 amino acids. The transcript has 4 exons. Lineage: Eukaryota; Fungi; Ascomycota; Leotiomycetes; Helotiales; Sclerotiniaceae. Gene Ontology annotation, molecular function: transmembrane transporter activity. Gene Ontology annotation, biological process: transmembrane transport. The record is from RefSeq and is a predicted model, not a curated record.